This is a messenger RNA of Tripterygium wilfordii, 1179 nucleotides long. RefSeq lists its product as uncharacterized. The transcript is spliced from 5 exons. The coding region runs from base 158 to 940 and encodes 260 amino acids. NCBI's taxonomy places the organism in Eukaryota, Viridiplantae, Streptophyta, Magnoliopsida, Celastrales, Celastraceae. The record is from RefSeq and is a predicted model, not a curated record.
CAGUGCUGAUUUAUUGUGCAUCAUUUCAUGUGCUAUGAAAUAUGUGGAGUAUAUGAAUUUACAAAAUCAUGUUGGUCCAACUGUUCAACAGUUGGGAAAGUUUAUUAGAGAGGGCUGGUGGCCAAAGUGAAACAGAGUACCACAAAAUUCCAGAGACAUGAUGCUUCUAAGCCAAGCACCGGGUACAGCUCUCUCGACCACUCUUCCAUCUCCUCUCAAAUUCGCCCACCCAAAUCCAACUUUGUUCGCUAACAAUCGAAAAGCCAGAUUUUGCUCUACCAGAAGUCGUACCAAGCGUCUUAAUCUCACUCUUGCGAAGGCUGAUGGAGGGGUCGACUCUGGCUCUGCAACCAAGCAAACUCCUCCCCAUCCUCCUCUUUUCACAAGUGACGAAACCCUUUUUGUGGGUCAAGAGAGUGUUCCUUUGGAGGGUGUCAUCCAGUUUGAGAAAACAAGCUCAUCUUCGCGAAUAGACAAAUGGGGUCGCGUGGCUCUGCUUGCUGGCGGGGAUGUGCUGGCAUUGUUUUUAUUCUCUGCAAUUGGGAGAUUCAGCCAUGGGUUAUCUGUUUUUGACCUAGAAACUCUCCGUACAGCUGACCCUUUUAUUGCUGGUUGGUUUUUGAGUGCAUACUUUAUCGGGAGUUAUGCAGAGGAUGGCCGAGGAAUGAAUGGUUUGUCCAAGGCUGUUACGGCUGCUGCCAAGUCAUGGGCUUUGGGGAUUCCAUUAGGAUUAAUUAUAAGGGCAGCAACAUCUGGUCAUAUUCCACCAUAUAUGUUUAUCAUAGUGACAAUGGGGAGCACUGCUGUUUUACUUAUUGGAUGGAGAACACUAUUCUUCAGUGUUUUUCCCAAUGGUAAGGACAAGAAGGAUGAUGUAUACCGACGUGGCAGUCCAUUUGAACUAUUUGAGUUGCUUACGUCAUUAGUGAGAAGGUGGUGACUGGCAGCCAUUUUUCAUGCUUGUAGCUAGAUCUGAGACAUCAAUCGUUUCGACUGUUGAACUAUACAUUGUACUUAUCAGCUGUAAUUGUAGCAGGUAAGGAUAAUGUCGAGUUGAUAUUUAUGAAAUAUGAAUGACAGUAGAUAUUUCUUGUUCUUUAUUACUUUUCCUGAAACAUAUUUUCGAUUUAGUCUUUUAGCUCAAUUUUUAGAGAUGACCCAAGAUUGUAUAGCUUGUUA